AUGGCAGAUAAUCCAUUCACGGAUGAGCUAGCUGAUGUCGAACUUCCUAUUUUGCAAGACGAACCAAAGAAGGAUAAAAAGCCUGCACCAGCUCCAUCAGCAAGUAGCUUAGGAAAUAGUAAAGAAGAUUUGAAAGAAAGAUAUGAAGCACUUAAGAAGCGUGAAGAAUCAAUUAAAAAGCGCAGACAAGAUCUUACAAAUCAGGCAGAACAAGGCCCACAACAGAAUUGGCCAUCUUUCUUCCCAAUUUUAAGAUACAGUCCUGAGAUUGAUCUUCCACAAGCUGCAAGAAGAUGUGUCAAGUUAUGCUUUAUUGGCCUCAUUAUCUUCACGAUACAUACAUUUUGGAACAUCGUAGCUGUUCUUAGCGUUAAAGGAAUUUCAGACUAUAAAUUAACUAAAAAUAUUGUCAUGGGAAUACUUCAAGGUGUUGCAGGAUUUUAUGUAUUCCUUAAAUUCGGCUACCAAUCCCUUUACGUUUGCUGCGCAAAGCAUGAUAUUCAGAUUCGUUGGACAGUUAUACAGAUUGCUAUCAUUGGUUGGAGCAUUUAUCUACUUAUUGGAUUCCCAGACAGCGGCUGUGUCGGAAUUGCCGUGUUCCUCGAUCUAAUCGCAAAAUCUACUUCUGUUUGGGCGAAAAUCGCUGCUUUUGUCAAUACUGCUCUCCUUGGCUCGAAUUUGUUCUGCCAGUUCGCAACAUUCCUUCAAUCUCAACAAUACCAGAAAGUUAGCGGAAAAGAAGAUAACGCUCAACUUACAAACCCAGAUCAGAUAGAUACACCUUUGAAUCUUUAA
This is a messenger RNA of Trichomonas vaginalis G3, 795 nucleotides long. RefSeq names its product protein transport. Gene Ontology annotation, biological process: protein transport. Bases 1 to 795 code for a protein of 264 amino acids. Gene Ontology annotation, cellular component: recycling endosome membrane; trans-Golgi network membrane. The transcript has a single exon. NCBI's taxonomy places the organism in Eukaryota, Parabasalia, Trichomonadida, Trichomonadidae. The record is from RefSeq and is a predicted model, not a curated record.